This is a messenger RNA of Leptopilina heterotoma, 2987 nucleotides long. RefSeq lists its product as uncharacterized. Lineage: Eukaryota; Metazoa; Arthropoda; Insecta; Hymenoptera; Figitidae. Bases 587 to 2746 code for a protein of 719 amino acids. The transcript has 13 exons. The record is from RefSeq and is a predicted model, not a curated record.
UUCAAAGUUUUCAAUUUAAAAUUAAACAAAAAAUGAAAAUCUCUUUUCUGCCCAGUACCCAUUUGUCAAAUUUUUCAAUUAUGAAACAAAAUUUCCAAACAAUAUCUAUUCGUGACAAAUUUAGACAAUUCUGUAACCUAAAUUCCUCAAGAAUCUUUCAUUGAGGAGAGUCAAUAUUGAACCGGACGUUUUAUGGCUACAUAUAGGAAACGACAUUGAUCUGAUAAAAAGGCACAUCCAUAAAGUGAAAAUUUCUUCUACUUUCGACAAGACACAAUCAUAACAGGAUGAGAUAACAAACAUCUUUUGUAGAAUUUUGUAUCCCUUCUUCUCUAUUUGUUUUUCUUUCUUUUGAUGCUUGUCUUAUGUCAAACUUACACAUUACAAUCUGGUACACGUAACUACACAAAGAAAUGAAAAAAAGACCAAUUGUGCAAUGCAAUUCGUCGACACCCAGGUUUACUUUUACGUCAAAGAAUCGCAAUGAAACACGACCUGUCUUUUGUAUACUUAACUAUGGACUUUAUAAGUAGGGAGCUCAUAACUAAUAACUAGUCAGUUUCAUUUUUUUUUCGGAAUAAUCACAAUGUUCGUGCGAAUAGUGAAUUUGUGUCUUCUCAUUUUUUCAGUGAAUUUGUGUAUUACUCAGGGAAUAAAUACCUCAAUUAAUGAUGUAGACUAUUUGCAAUUAAAAAGAUUCCUAAAUCGACAAAUUUCCCUUUUAAAAAAUAAUAACAAAAUUGAUAAAAAUACACCACUCGGGAAAUUACUUCGAAAAUCGAAUACUGAGGAAAAUUCUGAUAUUCAACAAGACAGUGAAUUUUAUUUGGGAAAUAUCAAAUGCUGGAGGUACAAUAUCGAGAAGAAAACUGUGAAAAUUUCCGAAGAAGAAAAUAAUCGUUUCAUGAAUUUUGUGUGGACAUUUACGAAUGAAGAAAAUUCAACAGUUACUGCCUCAAUUCCCAUCAAUAACAGAAGUACGUUUGUCACAAAAACUGCGAAUUCGGAUGAAAAAAGAAGCGAGUUCUAUUUUGUUGUUCAUUGUAAUAUACCUAAGGACAAAGAUAAUUUAACCAAGGAAAUGAAAUUUGUCAAUGAGACAAAUUCGAAUUUUAAAGCAUUUACAAACACUGCUGGACAAUUUCAUAAAUCUCACGAAAUUCUUGUCGAUCAGAAAAAUUUGACGAAUUCACUGGAACAGAAAUUUUCUGUUAAAAAAUUCGUGGACAAUCUCAAUAUAGUUGUUUUGGGAAAUAUUUCAAAAAUUGAUCUCCAAAUUCCAGUUGAUCAAGAAAGACUCUUGCAAUGGAAUGAAAAUGGAAAAAUAUCGGAUAUAAUGCGUUCCUUAGAGCGCAUGACUCAAACUAUGGUGUUGCGAUUGAAUGUGCGCAAUCCUCCACCGGGCGAAUGGUCUCUUAAAAUUACACCCGGUGAAAAUUCAAAUUAUCAUUUUAUUAUCGCCACAGUAUUCAAUGAUUCGAAAACAGAAGAAGAGGAUCGUUUCAAACACAAUGACAAUGCAACGGACGAGUUCAAGGAAGAGCGACAAGAAGAAAUUGUUGCAGAAAGCAGAUUUAACGAGAAAAUAGUCGAAAAACCGAGGAAUAUAUCUUCGAUUCAAAUAUCUUCGAGAUCAUUUGAACUCGAUGAGAAUGACAGAGAAGAAGAUCGUAAUUUGCAAGCAGCUGAACAAGAGAAAUGGAUUCCGGGAAAUUUGUCACAAUCGACAAAUUUAGAAUCGAGAAUUGCUUUUCCAGACUUCAGUAAAGAGGAGAUUGUUAAUAAUAACAGAAAAGUAUUAGUUGGUCCACAAAUAGAAAAUCGAAUUCAACACGAAUCUUUGGAAAUUGACGAUCUCACAAGAAGUACAAGUGACGGUUUUUUCCAAAAGAAAUUAGUUACUGUUGACGUGAGCUCAGACAGUAAUCUAAUCAUAAGAACAGGAUCAGGAAGAGUUAGAAUAGUUUUCGAUGUCAAAAACAAUCAGAUCAAAGAAUCAAUUUUGUGUUAUAGAGCCUUAGGUUCACCCAUCGAAGUAGUUCAAGUAUAUCCCUCAAAUCCACCUUUAACGGUGAGCCCAUACUGUAAUUUAGCGACACCAGGACAAAUAGUUACAGUUACAGCGGAAAUAUUCAUACCUCUUGGAAUAUCGGACACCGUUAAUCCUAUAACACUUACUGUUCUGGUUGAUGGUUCGGAAUCAAAAACAAUAAAAAAAACGGCUAAUUUAUUCAUUCAGAAUUCAAAUCUUCGGAAAUUCGACGAUACGAGACCAAUUAUUAAAUACUAUUUCAAUAAUAAUUGCGGAGGAUAUUUGAGAGAAGAUAGAUGUUCGAAGAGUAUUUGGAGCGUAGACAUAACUGUACAAGAUGUUGAUUCAGGUCUAAAACUAGUGACCUCAUCUCCAUCCGGAAUUGAAACACAAACCGAUUAUAUCAGUGGAACAACCAAUCAAGUAAAAUUUUUCUAUUAUGCAACCUGUUGUCAUCGAAUUGUCAACAUAUCUGCCGUUGAUAUGUACGGCAAUUACAAUAAUCGCAGAAUAGACGUUACAGAAUGGGACAACCUGAACGAUGGAGAAAUCAUUGCGAUUGUAAUGGGUGUUUUGUUUUUGAUAUUAUUGAUAAUUUUCAUUAUCUUACUGAUUAUGUACUGUCUGAAGAGAACGAAAAGCCGGGAUUUGCCGUAUACACAAAGAUACGGAUCUGCAUCUCCUGAACAAAGGCCAGAAAGAACUAGAUUUUAAAUUUUCCGAAAUUUUCCUACGUUUUCAUGAUUGUAAAUAUAGAAAUAGCCGUGCAAAUUUUCUUUGAUAUUUUUAUACGAAGCGACGAAUAUAAAUUAUUGUAUUUCCAUGUACCACUUAAGAGAAUUAUAAUCUGAAUUUUCCACUUAAAGUAAUUAAACGAAAAUAUUUAAUGAAAUAUGUAAUCUCAAGUCUAGAACAGAAAUUUAUGUAUAAGUACGUCAUUGUAUUAUUAUUAAAA